Molecule: messenger RNA, 441 nt
Organism: Lichtheimia ornata
Lineage: Eukaryota; Fungi; Mucoromycota; Mucoromycetes; Mucorales; Lichtheimiaceae
Exons: 3
Coding region: 1-441 (146 amino acids)
Source: RefSeq, a predicted model, not a curated record
AUGGCACGUCUCGACUUGGUUUUUGCACUGCAUGCUACCCUUCAUGGCUCCCUUGGUCUCGCAUUGUUCUUUGCUCCUCAAAUUGUAGAAUCAACUUUAUCACUCAACGACAACGCAGCUGGUAUUUUGGCCGUACGUGGUUAUGGUGUUGCUAUCCUGGGUGCUGCUCUUGCAAGCUUAAUGUGCUUCAACUUGCCUGACAUGCUUCCGUGUAAACGUGCUACAGCAACGGGAUUGAUGGUGUAUCAUGCUCUUGUGGCCUAUCUUUAUUUCGAUGCACGUAAACAAGAGACAUUACCCUACAUGACAGCCACUGGUGCUAUGCUACUUCAUAUGGCUUUCCUCGCCGUCUUUUACGUUUGGUCCAAGGUGACCGAGAAUCAAGUCAAGGCUUUUAGCAAACAGCAACGACAACAACAAAAGGGAUCUCGCAGCCAUUAG